ACAAACAAAACUCUAAACAAACAGACAGACGUCACAAUCCGCCCUAGACGACGUCGAAAAUACAGGGAGACUGUCCGCGGCGUGAGCCCUGCCCCUUCACACGCUGUGGCUUAAUGCGAAUGCAUCGCACAAGACAGCUCCACAUAGCGGACGAUUAUUCGCGAUGCAAAAAGAGGAAAACAUGAAAGCAACUGCAGCUCCAAGCAAGGUUUCGUAGGAGUACCGCGGACCAUUCUCCACGAAGAAGGACCGGGCAGAGACGCGGGAGAUGCCGUUUUGUAAUAGGCUGAUCGUCCCCAAACAUGUCUGCAGAAGUGAAGAUAGGAGAGAUGGAGAGAUCUUCGCGGAUCUGGUGGAUGUGUGCAGCUUUACUUUGUGCAACCUGCUCCGACAGCUUUCGGAUUUAUCCCGGCUCUCGGUCAGCAUCCUGGAGGAUCUGGAGGGGGAACUUCUGUCCAUCUGUCAGAGAUCGAGGACGCUGGAGAGCAAAGUUAUCAGUCUGCAGAAGCACGUUUCGGCUUUCGUUACCCGGCCACCGUUAAAUACCACCACUAACUUGGACUUGGAGAGCAAGCAAGCGGCCCACUUCCAAUCGUCAUGGCAACAGCACGUGAACGUGUUCAGCUCGUGGAAUAGGCCCGAGUGCGUUCAGGAGCUGCAUCAGGAGGCACAGGUCAACCUUCAUCGGCUGCUGCAAGAAUUCGAGGAGCAGCUUUAUGACCACAAAGUGGUGGGACAGACGUUCCGGCAGCCGUCGUCUGAGAGCUCAGAGGAGACCUCCCACGGCAGAUCACCCCUGGCGCUGCCCAGACGGCCUCACAUAGUCUUCCUGCCAACCUCCAAGCGUGCGAGCGACUGCAGCACCCUCACGACCUGGUCUGUGAGCUCGGCCAGCAGCAGUCCGGGCCGCUCCCAGCGAUCCUCCCGCGGCCCGCCCGUUGCCCAGAAGCCCCGCUGGCACCUCAGAUGCCACACUCCCGCUCACCUGGGCGCUGCUGACGCAGGGGAUGUUUGUCUUCCAGAAAGGACUCUGAACUUUGACCUAAUUAAAGGCACCCUCUCACCUGAGCCUCUCUAUCACAAGCACUCAGAAAGCGGCGUUGACCAUUUUCCACUGCGAAAGACCUUCAGCGAUUUGGACCAGAGUGUGCCCCAGUCUCCAGGAAGGAUGGAGCAAGCCAGCCUUAUGUGUACCAGUUCAUCCUGGAAUGGGCCCAAGGGCUCCACCUUCUCCCCUACCUGGAGCAGCUCUUUCAGCACCUUCCCAUUAGCGGCCGAGCUGCUUUCCUCGGAGCACCCAGCUGGCACGGUCCCUUGCAGCUUUGGUGACAGCUCAGGUCAUUCCGUGAGCUCAGGGUCACGUUCUGGUUCCUUAGUCUCUAUCCCAACUGAGUUGUCUGGCAAGACUCGGACCACUCCUGCAACCGAUGCUACCCAUGGGCAGAGUGGAACCGAGAGCUCUGCAGGAAGUCCCAGAGAAAAGGAGGCGAGGCCCAAACGAGCUGAUGCUUCCAGAAUGUUCCGAGGGCGGUCUCUCUCCACUCCCACCGACUCGGACUCGAUGUGUUCUGUUGAAAACCUGGGCGUGCAAGGAGAGAGCUCCACCCCACAGUACCCUAGCGGAAGCUCAGAGGAUGGAGUCAGCACCAACAGCGUCUCUCCAUCGGGGGUGGACCUCCUACCUGAUGGGAGUUCGCGCUCGAGGUCCCGCAGCAUCUCACUGAAGAAGCCAAAGAAGAAACCUCCACCCCCUGUUCGUAGUGUGUCCCUGAGGAAUGGCGGCACCACCGAUGGCCGUGAACAACCCAGAGACAGCAGGCCCAAGAGCCUCAUCAUCCCCAGGGACCACCAGCUGGGCUUUCAGCCUGAUUUCAUCUCCAGUUCCAAGCCACCACAGCAGUUGCAGGACCUGUCUAAGCCCGGUGGGAGGAGAGUUAUAGAGACCCAGGAAUUGAAACGAGAGACAGUUCAGUCAGCCACUCUGAACCAGUGUAAGCUUACCAACCUAGAAAAGUUGGUGUCAAAUUCAAGUGCAGAGCAGGGUGCCGUUGUGGUGCAGAACGUGAAGGUGUGCAGCAGCUCCGAGUCGCUCCCCUCCCCACCCAGCUCCCAGGCUACUGCACUUUCACAGCUUUCAGCAGAGACGGAAUCAAAAACAUCCCAAGGCAAACCGUCUGGACUGAUGUCUCCAUCUAGUGGUUACUCCAGUCAGUCCGAAACUCCCACUCCAACCAUUCCCACCUCUACCAUUAUGGGACCCUCUCCACUGGGCUGCAGGAUGCGACCGAAGAUCCCACAGAGGAAGUCGUCUUUGCCUGCCCCAUCUCCAGCAGAGAGGGCUGCCAGGUGCCGGCUGUCGUUCGAGCUGCCCGUGACCACGCACCUGGACCUGUUCUCCAUCAAGCCAAAGUCGAGAGCUAGUCGGCGACACUCUGACUCCUCGGCUGCCAUCCGCUCUGGAUACAAACUGAGCCCGAGUCAGUCGAUCAUGCCCUUGGUGACCCAAAUGGAUUUACGGAAUGUUCGGCUGCGCUCUGUCAGCCGCUCGGAAACUGAUGACAGUGUGGAUGGGUCCUCUGGCAUCCUCGAGGAGGAACAGACCUGUGACCCUGCCCCUUGUUCAACCACAAAUGUCAAACCUAAGCCCCCGGUGGCAGUGAAACCUCCUUUACCUAAACGACCUCCCAACUUGAGUUUAAAGUCUCCUGGUUCCUCCUCUUCCUCCUCCCACACCUCUGACCGCCAGCCAUCCUCAUCAGCAGAAGGAGACAUCUACACAGAGGUUAAAAAACCCAAGAAGCCGCCAAAAUCUCCGAUCACCCCUGGCUGUGUUCCGGACUCUGGUGGGCAGCUGCAGCAGAGGGUCGUGGAAGAUCAGCAAGGGGCAGAACGUUGUUCGCAGACCUCGUCCAUCAGCCCAGAAGCACAGGGCAGUGGAAGAUCAUUGCCCAGCAGAGUUUCUACCCCAUCUGUGGCUGAAAUGGAUAAGAAGGGGAAUAAGGUGCCUCCUCCUAUUCCAAAGAAACCAAACAUUGUUUUUGUGUCUGUUAACACCUUCCACGCCAGUAUUCCUACAAACAGGCCAGUGAACCCAGUGGAGAGCUGCAGCACUCCCACGUAUCAGAUGGUGACCGCUAAACAGGAAAAGCACUCCGAUUCAUCUCCAAGGGACUGUGAUAAAGAUGCUGACCAGAGAGCACCUGUCUCCCAAGCAACAUCCCCUGGCGAUAGGGGGACGGAGAGAAGUUCCGAAGAUUCGGAGAAUGAGAGGAGCAUGCCGGGUAACACGGACGAGGACUCUGAUGAUGUGUUCGUGCAGAGCUCGCGGCCGGCUGCCACCGAAGACCUUUUCACCAUUAUCCACAGGUCAAAGCGGAAAGUUUUGGGUCGCAAAGAACCGUCGGAUCAGUUUGGCAGCAAGCAGAGCUUGACGUCUCCCGUGAAGGGCGACGGCGAUCAACGCGCCACGACCACAGGGGCGGCGCCGUGCUACAACUCCCGCAAUGAUACCUUCAUGGCCCUGCUGCAGAGGAAGAAUAGCAAGCCCAGCGGCAGCAGGGGCAUGUCAGCCGCGGAGCUCCUGCGGACCACCAACCCACUGGCCCGUCGAGUCAUGGAGUUCACCAUGGCUGAUCCGGAGCUGGCCCCCAAACCCAGAUCCUCACAGGGAAGCUGAUCACCCUGGACAUCGCUGUGGAGCUUCUGGGUUGGUGCUAAACAUUUGUGCAUAUCUCGCCUGUUCAGUAACUGAGGAGCGAGGCUCCAACAAACCUUUUGUGCUUUUUAUAAAGUAUGUCUAUGGAUGCCAUUUUUUAUUGCUCUUGUGCCACAGGGAUUCUGCUGAGGAGAAGCAGGGUUUCAGGAUUAAAUCAUUACUCAAGGUGGAUGUUUGACAUCAGAAGCACCUGCUGAAAGUGGCCAGUUUUAGCCAUGUUGAGAUUGCUAAGCCAUGGCAGAACCUUCUGAAGACAAGGCUGAUGAUUGUUUUGGGGUGUAACCAACUAUACAAAUAAUACAUUCUACAAAGACUAUAAAUAAGACGAUUGCAGGAUUUAGAAAACCUUUAAAUAAAAAGUGCUUUUGUUAUAAUCAAGGGACAUUUUUGUUAGCUUUUUUUUAAAAAAAAAAAUCUUUUAUUUUGGCCUGUAAAUAGGUGUAAAUAAAGAAUAUAUCUUUAGAAGUAUAUAAACAAAUAGAUGUCCUAUGUAUAAUGAGAUUUGUAAAAGAAAAAAGUUUGAUUUAGUCUCAUUUGAUGACAGAGAAAAGAUGAUUCAUACACAAAAUUGAGAUGAGGGUGAUUCUGCUGACACAGUGUGAAUCCACCUGAAGUGUCACAAAUGGGUCUUUGCUUGAGGUGAAGGCAAACAGAGGCAGACAGACGCAUUUAAGUGGGCAGAUUUCUGCCUGGGGCGCUUAACAGGUAUAUUUGUGUUUAGGGCAUUUGGACGGGCAGGUUGAUUGCUCAGGUGUUUAUUCAUGCUCAGGAGAUUCGUUGUGGUGGGGGGGGAGGGGGCUGUCCGCUGGGAGUUGGCUUUAUGUUUAUUAUUAUAAUUUUUUUAAAUUUGUACUUCAGUUUAGCGUGUUAUCUCAUCACAUCUCUCAGUCUGACCGUGAUGAUCCAGCAUCUUGCAAGACACUUUUUGAUUAAAAUUCUGUGUUCCAAAAUGCCUCUGCAUCCAAGCUGGGCAGGAUUGGUGUCAUCAUGAGCAUCAUGAGCAUCAGCAGCAUCAUAAGCAUCAUCAGCAUCAGUCAGGCUGGGCUGGGAUGGUAACAGUUCCCAGAUCUUCACCUGGUCACAUGGUCAAUCACAGACUUGACUGCAUCGUCGUAGUCUUCAUUUUUAAAAAGGUACCCGCAUUUUUCAGUUUGUGGGGGGACGUACCAACACCUCAAGGAACACAAAGAAGGGGCUUAAAUGGAGAGAGCACUGUGGGGCCGAGCUGGCUUUGCAUGCAGGCACAGAGAAGACGACUAUGCUCACGUGUGAAUGGAGUUCUGACUGUAGGAACAAGUCACCUCAGAUUUUAUCUGUAUUAUUAUUAUUGUUCAUGUGAUCCAUUUUCCAAAAUUAAACAAAAGUGGUCAAUGGACUGAA
Molecule: messenger RNA, 5095 nt
Organism: Paramormyrops kingsleyae
Lineage: Eukaryota; Metazoa; Chordata; Actinopteri; Osteoglossiformes; Mormyridae
Product: NHS-like protein 2
Biological process (GO): cell differentiation
Source: RefSeq, a predicted model, not a curated record